UUCUUUUUUUCUUCUCAUGACUAUUUAUUUUUUUCUCUCCCACCAAACGAGUCAAUAGUAAAAACCUUAGGCUUAUUUGGACUAAUCCGACCAAGAUGCGUUUUUCUUGGCUAUAUUGUCUGGAUUUUUUAGUUAACAUGUGCAUUCUCACACAUAUAUAUAGCAAUUUCUCACCAAAAUUUACGGCCAAAAUGCAUGUAAAAUAUAGUAAUCUAUCAAAUUUUAGAGACCAUUUCUCACUUUGUUGAAGUUUUGGUAGUUGUCACUUUGUUUUUCUAAUCAAGAUCUCAACUUUUUUUCCCUUUUUUGUUCUUCUUUGACCUUCCCAUGUCUUAGCAGUAGUUUCCCUUCUUGGGUUUAUUAGCUUUUUCAUUGUUUGUUAGUAAUUUAUAAUUACUUGCUAUGUUUAUGUUUGUUUCUGAUUCUGUUGUGUUAGCAUAGCCUAUAUACUUGUGAUAUUGUUUUUGUUGAAUCUUGAUUUGGUGGGGUUGGAUUUGAAUGCUUGUUGACUUGUUUUUAGUAGUUGAUUGUUUGAUUUAAGUAUCAAGAUCUUAUUUUUAUUUGUGUAAAAGAAAGUUUUUGAUGUUGGAAGGAAGGAUUUAGGGGGUUUAAUAGAGGAAACAAAAUGGGGAACACUUGUGUAGGACCAAGUAUAUCUAAAAAUGGAAUCUUUCAAUCAGUUUCAGCAGCAAUGUGGCGAUCCCGGUCACCGGAUGAUACUGCUUCCACUGUCACUAAUGGUGAAAGUGGUAGGGUUGAAACACCAACUUCUGCUAAAGAAACUGAAUCACCUUUGCCAGUUCAAGAUAAGCCACCAGAACCAAUGACAAUGCCUAAGUUAGAAGAGAAAGAGGAGGAAAAACCGAAAAAGCCCAAAAAGCCGGCUGAAAUGAAGAGGGUGUCUAGUGCUGGACUUAGGACUGAUUCUGUGUUACAGAAGAAAACUGGGAAUUUAAAGGAGUUUUUUAGUAUAGGAAAGAAAUUAGGACAAGGGCAAUUUGGAACUACAUUUCUUUGUACUGAAAAAGCAACAGGGAAACGAUAUGCUUGCAAAUCGAUUGCUAAGAGGAAGUUGUUAACUGAUGAUGAUGUGGAAGAUGUUAGAAGGGAAGUUCAGAUAAUGCAUCACUUGGCAGGACAUCCUCAUGUUAUAUCGAUAAAAGGGGCUUAUGAGGAUGCUGUAGCUGUUCACCUUGUUAUGGAGUAUUGUGCCGGGGGUGAGCUUUUCGAUAGGAUUAUUCAACGAGGACACUAUACAGAAAGAAAAGCAGCUGAGCUCACCCGGACUAUUGUUGGAGUUGUAGAAGCUUGUCAUUCUCUUGGUGUCAUGCAUCGUGAUCUUAAGCCUGAGAAUUUUCUUUUUGUUGAUCAGAAGGAGGAGUCACUUCUCAAAACAAUUGACUUUGGGUUAUCAAUAUUCUUCAAACCAGGCGACAAAUUUACUGAUGUUGUUGGCAGUCCGUAUUAUGUUGCACCAGAAGUUCUCCGAAAACGUUAUGGUCCUGAAGCUGAUGUCUGGAGUGCUGGUGUAAUUAUCUACAUCUUAUUAAGUGGAGUACCUCCUUUCUGGGCUGAAAAUGAACAAGGAAUAUUUGAACAAGUCCUGCACGGUGAUCUUGACUUCACGACAGACCCGUGGCCAAGUAUUUCAGAAGAUGCAAAAGACUUGAUGAGGAGAAUGCUUAUUCGAGAUCCAAGGAAACGUUUAACUGCACAUGAAGUUUUAUGCCAUCCUUGGGUUCAAGUUGAUGGUGUGGCGCCUGAUAAGCCUCUGGAUUCAGCAGUUCUGAGUAGAAUGAAGCAAUUUUCUGCAAUGAACAAGCUCAAGAAAAUGGCUUUGAGAGUCAUUGCUGAAAGCCUAUCUGAAGAAGAAAUUGCUGGUCUUAAAGAAAUGUUCAGGAUGAUAGACACGGACAAUAGCGGUCAAAUAACUUUUGAGGAGCUCAAAGAUGGAUUAAAAAGAUUUGGCUCUAAUCUGAAGGAGUCUGAGAUCUAUGAUCUUAUGCAAGCAGCUGAUGUUGAUAACAGUGGAACAAUUGAUUAUGGUGAAUUUAUAGCUGCAACAUUACACCUUAACAAAAUUGAACGAGACGAUCAUCUUUUUGCUGCAUUCUCUUACUUUGAUAAAGAUGGAAGUGGCUACAUCACUGCAGACGAGCUUCAACAUGCUUGUGAAGAAUUUGGCAUUGGAGAUGUUCGAAUGGAAGAAAUGAUCAGAGAAGCUGACCAGGACAAUGACGGACGUAUUGAUUACAAUGAGUUUGUUGCUAUGAUGCAAAAGGGAAAUCCAGUGCUUGGUGGUGGCAAGAAAGGUCUAGAGCAAAGUUUCAGCAUUGGAUUCAGAGAAGCACUAAAACUAUAGGUCUUUGAAGAGUAUCUUUUGUUCCUUUAGGGUCGUUUCGACGCGAGAUACUGUUUCUCUAUUAGUUUCUUCAUUUGAAUAUUUGUGUUUUUAAAGAGUGUAUAGUAUUUAAACUAGUUUUGCUAAACAGAUUGCUAUUUUCCAGUUCAAUUUUCAGUUCAUUCCAAAUUUUGCACAAUUUUUCCCUUUAAGUUUUCAGUGAUCCUAUUAAGUAAUUGUAUAACAUGGGAUGUAACAACAUUAUACUGCAGUUUUUAAUCAUGCUGUUAAUUGAAA
This is a messenger RNA of Solanum lycopersicum (tomato), 2638 nucleotides long. Its product is annotated as calcium-dependent protein kinase 1. Lineage: Eukaryota; Viridiplantae; Streptophyta; Magnoliopsida; Solanales; Solanaceae. Gene Ontology annotation, molecular function: calcium-dependent protein serine/threonine kinase activity; calcium ion binding; ATP binding. The record is from RefSeq and is a predicted model, not a curated record. Gene Ontology annotation, biological process: intracellular signal transduction; protein autophosphorylation; peptidyl-serine phosphorylation. Gene Ontology annotation, cellular component: nucleus; cytoplasm.